UCAAUGGCAGUUUUUGGCUACCUAAUGUUUGGUUCAACGGUUCAAUCACAAAUAACUUUAAACCUCCCAACUCAAAACAUUAGCUCAAAAGUCGCCAUAUUCACGACCCUGGUGAAUCCAAUAUCCAAAUAUGCUUUGAUGGUUACUCCAAUAGUGAAUGCUGCCAAGAAGAAGUUUCCAAGUCACUACAAUAAAAGGUUCAUUGGUCUAUUAGUCAGCACUACCUUAGUAUUCAGCACUGUAAUAGUAGCUUUGGCUAUACCCUUUUUCGGGUAUCUCAUGUCACUUGUUGGAGCAUUUUUGAGUGUGACAGGUUCAAUUGUAUUCCCAUGCUUUUGCUACCUGAAACUUUCAGGUACGUAUCGAAGAUUCGGAUGUGAGGUGUUGAUUAUAGGGUGCAUAUUACUACUAAGUGCUGCAGUUAUUGUAUUUGGCACUUACACUGCUCUAGUAGAAAUAAUAGGGAGCCUGUGAGUCGUACCAAUGAUCUCUUUGUUGAUAGUUUUCUCGUUCUUUCCUCUCCUUUUUUUUUCUUCUUUUGGGCUAGUGUAUGGUGAUUGAUUAGUGAGUUUUAAAACAAGGAAUGCUUAGCUUGUUACAACC
Molecule: messenger RNA, 603 nt
Organism: Prunus avium (sweet cherry)
Lineage: Eukaryota; Viridiplantae; Streptophyta; Magnoliopsida; Rosales; Rosaceae
Source: RefSeq, a predicted model, not a curated record